UGGCGUAAGAGGACAUCCGGUCCGGCUCCUAGUGUCGGAAAUUGGCUCUGUCUACCCUCCUUCGGUUUUAGUAGCUUCUUCCCUGGAGUCGCGGCCCGCAAGUUGGAGUUGCUGCUGUCGCGGGCUGGCCUCACGCUGUUCCCUGCCCCUCUGCCCCCGGAGUGAGCCCGGCCUCCCCGCAAGGGUGAGCGAGAAAGAGGGGUAAAAUGCCUAAAAAAAAGACUGGUGCGAGGAAGAAGGCAGAGAACCGCCGGGAACGGGAAAAACAGCUCAGAGCAUCAAGAAGCACCAUAGAUUUAGCUAAACAUCCAUGCAAUGCAUCAAUGGAGUGUGACAAGUGUCAGAGGCGGCAGAAGAAUAGAGCGUUUUGCUAUUUUUGCAAUUCUGUACAGAAGUUACCAAUUUGUGCACAGUGUGGGAAAACAAAAUGCAUGAUGAAGUCUUCAGACUGUGUCAUAAAGCAUGCUGGUGUGUACAGUACUGGCCUUUCUAUGGUGGGUGCAAUAUGUGACUUCUGUGAAGCUUGGGUUUGCCACGGUAGGAAGUGUCUCAGCACACAUGCCUGUGCCUGUCCUCUUACUGAUGCUGAGUGUGUGGAGUGUGAGCGAGGUGUCUGGGACCACGGAGGCAGAAUAUUCAGUUGUUCUUUUUGUCAUAACUUUCUCUGUGAAGAUGAUCAAUUUGAACAUCAAGCCAGCUGCCAGGUUUUAGAGGCGGAAACAUUCAAAUGUGUUUCAUGCAAUCGACUUGGUCAGCAUUCCUGUCUUCGUUGUAAGGCUUGUUUCUGUGAUGAUCAUACAAGGAGCAAAGUAUUUAAGCAAGAAAAAGGUAAACAGCCUCCCUGCCCCAAAUGUGGACAUGAAACUCAGGAAACUAAGGAUCUCAGCAUGUCAACACGGUCCCUGAAAUUUGGCAGGCAGACUGGAGGCGAAGAGGGAGAUGGAGCUUCUGGUUAUGAUGCCUAUUGGAAAAAUCUUUCUUCUGAUAAGUAUGCUGAUAGCAGCUACCAUGAUGAAGAGGAAGAUGAAGAAGAAGCAGAGGAUGAUGAAGAGGAAGAAGAUGAAGUUGGAAAGGAUUCAGAUGCCGAGUCAUCAGAUUUAUUUACUAAUUUGAAUUUAGGAAGGACCUAUGCCAGUGGCUAUGCUCACUAUGAGGAACAGGACAACUAGGAGAGCUGCUUGCCCAUGGGUGACUGUGUCCGAGAUGAGCCAGAAUCUGUGUGCUUGAUGAAUUGGGUGUGGAUGUUCAGAAGUACUGUCACUUAGCCUUGUGCAAAAGACUAGUCAUGCACUCCUGGGGGCAAGGAGUGGGGCAUAGCGUUUUUAUAGGAGCUGAUAAUCAGGCUUAUAGCAUAAGAAAAAAUGAGUUCCAAGUAUAAGAUGUUUAUUGAUUCCCAGCAAUUGAAGCAUCAUGGAUUGGAGUUUUACUGAUUUCAGUAAUCAGUAGGUUAUGCCAAUUAGAUACAUACACAGGAUAAAAAAAUAGAAUGGUAAUAUAUUUGAUUGAAAUUAGGUUGCUGUUUUUAUUUAAAAAACACCGCUUAUAUUCAUUCUCUCUGAUUUUGUAAGAUGGUAAUGGGUAAAAUGAAUUAUUGUAUUUUUCCUUAUAGUCCACAGGAUGAGAAUCAAAUGUUAAAUGCUGAAUUUUCAUUAAAUAUCCAUGGUAUCUUAA
Molecule: messenger RNA, 1671 nt
Organism: Lontra canadensis (Northern American river otter)
Lineage: Eukaryota; Metazoa; Chordata; Mammalia; Carnivora; Mustelidae
Gene: NOAZFP
Product: zinc finger protein 330
Exons: 10
Coding region: 207-1169 (320 amino acids)
Cellular component (GO): nucleus
Molecular function (GO): zinc ion binding
Source: RefSeq, a predicted model, not a curated record